Trifolium pratense (red clover) is the source of this 1705-nucleotide messenger RNA. RefSeq lists its product as uncharacterized. NCBI's taxonomy places the organism in Eukaryota, Viridiplantae, Streptophyta, Magnoliopsida, Fabales, Fabaceae. The transcript is spliced from 4 exons. The record is from RefSeq and is a predicted model, not a curated record. Bases 134 to 1360 code for a protein of 408 amino acids.
UAACACUUAAUUUCAUAAUCUUGUAGUUGAUAUUGUUCAUAUCAUUUACACACUUUCAUAAUUUAGUAGUUGAUUUUAUUCCUAUCCUACCAUAUACACCUGCACAUUUCUCUUCCAAGUGUUUGAGAUCAACAUGAGGUUUGUAUCUCAAGAUUGGAUGUUUUCAUCAGCAAUACUAGUCUUGUUUAUAUCAGUCUCACAAUGCUCAUCAGCUGCUUUUGAAAAUAAUGUUAAAACGGCCGUUUUUCUGUCACCUAAGAUUGAGUUAACUCCCGGAUUCAUUUCAAACAAAAUGUAUUAUGAUGUUGAAUUUCCAAAAGGUCAUGUUGCCAUCAAAAGUUUUCAGGCCGAACUAGUCGAUGAAUCAGGAAAGUCUGUACCUCUCCAACAAACUUACCUUCAUCAUUGGAUCGUUCUAAAAUACCAACAACCUAAAAAUGUGUCAAACAAUAGCCAAACAGGUAUUAUUAUGGAGAGAAAUAGUGGAAUGUGCCAAGGUGAAAUUCUUGAUCAAUACUAUGGCCUUGGAGCUGAAACAAGAGGCACAAAUUCAAAUAUUCCUGAUCCUUAUGGAGUAGAAAUUGGUAAUCCUUCAAAUAUUCUAGAAGGGUAUGAUGAAAAAUGGAUGAUCAAUGUUCAUGCUAUUGAUACAAGGGGUGUAGAAGAUAGAAUGGGGUGUAUUGAGUGUAAAUGUGACCUAUAUAAUGUUACAAUAAAUGCAUUAACUGGAAAACCUUUGAGUCCAAGCUAUAAAGGAGGUUUAGGAUGUUGUCCUGAUAAUGCUCAAUGUAGAUUGAGGAAAGAUUUUUGGGGACCAAAAAAUGUACUCUACCUAAAAUAUACAAUUAAGUGGGUUAAUUGGGAUGAAUUUGUGGUGCCUGUUAAGAUUUAUAUACUUGAUGUGACUGAUCAUUUGAAAAUUUCAUACAAGUCCACAGGAAUGAGCAUACAGCAUACUUGCAAGGUCGAAUAUCAAGUUAAACCUUGCAACAAAAGCCAUGUUGGUAGUAGUGGUUGUGUUGAUGUCAACAGAGCAAGUGUCCCAAUAAAAACCGGUGGUUAUGUCAUUUAUAGUGUUGGUCAUCAACAUGUAGGAGCUAUUAGAUCAACUCUAUAUGGCCAGGAUGGAAGAGUUAUAUGUAAUUCGUUUCCAAAAUAUGGAACUGGAAUGGAAGCAGGAAAUGAAAAAGGAUAUGUUGUAGGAAUGUCAACUUGUUAUCCUAAACCAGGUUCUGUCAAGUUAUUUGAUGGUGAAAUUUUGACGGUAGAGGCUUUGUACAACAAUAGCAUUGAGCGCACCGGUGUAAUGGGACAUUUCUAUAUAUUGGUGGCAGAAAAACUUCCACACCACCAUGUCUAAAAUUCCAAUGCUUAUGAUCAUCAUAUUGUUGUGUCUGAAUAAGUGAAUUUGUCAUAUAUAUGUUGGAUAAGUGGUUAAAAUGAGGUGUUGUAAUAGUAAUUAGUAUAUCUUAAUGUACUAAUUAAAUAGUUGCAACUUUAGGAUAAAUCUAGUGUUUGGCCUCAUUUUUAAUGUAACAAUCUGUGAUAAGUUUUAUAAUACAAUUAUAUUCUCAUCAGUUAGUUGAUUGGAUUCUAUUUCUUAGUGAUACUUUAUUGUUAUACUUUGUAAAAGAUAUCUUAAUAUUUUAAAAAAACAUGUCAAAACAUAAUGUGAAAUAACACACACACAACCCGUGAUUGUUUU